AUGAAGCUGCAACCAUCAUUCAGAGACAGUGAAAAAGCCGGGAAUCUCAUGCACUCUAUUAAAACUUUGAUAUCUAAAUUAGUUCCAUCCCGACGAGACCCCUGGCCAACACCAUCCAAGCAGCAAUCAUACUCUUUGCUUGGCCAUAGAAAAAUCAACUAUGUGGUCUCAGGAGACAGCAUGAAGAUUAUUGUACUCUUGCCUACUCCAAAGCCCGUGAAUUGCCUUCCGUGGUCUAGCACACGAAAUUUCUUGGCCAAUGUAAUCGCUUUCGAUCCAAACCAAUGCCGAUUUGCCCUCCUAACCGAUCGAAAGUGGCGGGUUAAUGCUAGUCAAGUUAUGUCUGUUUCUUGCUCAACCGAAACAGCUCAAGAAAUAAGUGUCCUUGAUCUCACGUUGAUCUCAGUCUUACUGGAUCAAUCCAAGCAACCUCCCAUCUUGGUGGAUUCAUAG
Rodentolepis nana is the source of this 453-nucleotide messenger RNA. NCBI's taxonomy places the organism in Eukaryota, Metazoa, Platyhelminthes, Cestoda, Cyclophyllidea, Hymenolepididae. The record is from the annotation of a GenBank genome assembly.